Plenodomus lingam JN3 is the source of this 771-nucleotide messenger RNA. RefSeq lists its product as uncharacterized. The record is from RefSeq and is a predicted model, not a curated record. NCBI's taxonomy places the organism in Eukaryota, Fungi, Ascomycota, Dothideomycetes, Pleosporales, Leptosphaeriaceae.
AUGAAUUCUCUGGGCCGGCUUUUCUUUGUUCAUGACUCUUUCUCCCCCUUCUCUUUCUACACUCUCUCUCAUUCUCAUCCUCUCUCUCUAGCCGGCAGCGGGCGGGGAGACAAUUUCUUCGCCGCCGCCGACUCACCAUCGGUACACACAGCGCACACCACGGGACGCACCGGUGCGGCCGCUCGCACGCUCAAGGCAAGACCGCAUUGGGCUGCGGCGGCAUGCGGAAGGCACCAGCAAGGCACCAGCUUGCCUGCCUCCACGCUUGCAGGUCGGCACGCUUGCGAGGUUGUAUGCUUGCGGGCUUGCAGCGCGACCGGCGACCGGGCAAGGCAAGGCAAGGCAAGGGAGCGAUUCAAUGGCAUUUAUUGGUAUACCAGAUUCCCAGUCACCAUCCCAUCCCAUCCUAUCCUCCCAUCCUCCCAACUCCUCACACACAUACAUACACACUCCCACCCCAAUCCCUCCAAACCAGACCCCUUCUCCUUACCCACCUUCUCAAUCCCCCCAAACCACAAAGAAUCCAAACCACAUUUCACGCCAACCCAACCCAUCCCCUACACAACUACCCUACCGCAUUCCCCUCCCUCCCUCCCUUCCCUGUGCAAGCGAAUCGACCAAGAAUCUGAAUCUAAUCAAGCGAGCAAAUACGGUCCCACAGCCCUGCUGGCCUAUCUGCCGGCUCUGGCUGGCUUACUGGCUGUGUGGCCGACUGACGGGCUGGCUUCGCUUGGAUACUGGGAAGAAGAUGAGGGGAGCCUGGGAGGUUGA